AUGUACCACAUAAUAGAAAAUACCAUUCGCCUAGCUGUAACCACUUGUCACGAUGUGGUUCUCGCUCAAAACGGUGAACAACCUCUAGCAGUGUCAAAUAUCUACACCAAGCCCUCUACGCGAGAUACUUCAGAGGCAUCGGGCUUUCACCAGACCACAAAUACCGUCGCCGAGGCCAUGCAAUCCGAGCUUCAAGAAAAUGUGUUCUCUGGUAUUUCAAACUUCUGGAGUAUGAAACUAUCUGAUGAUGAGCCUCAAUGGAAAGACGUGAAGGUGGUCGCCGAGUUCUCGAAAAAGACCCAUAAAAAUGAAAGGAAAGCAAAAUUCCUCAAACUAUCUGGAUACGUCGGCGAAAAUUUAUUUGUAACAAUAAAAGGAAGUAAUGAUGAUCCUACCAUGCAAUUCCAAAUCGAGCCUAAGCCGAUUAUCCAACCACAGAGAUUGAUUACUCGGGGUUCCACCUGCUUCGAGACCGAAGACAAACUAUCAGUGGUGAAGUAUGCUUGGACCGCAAUAAAGGGGUGUUCGGAAAUCGAUUUUCUCAAAUUCGCACUUCCGGUACGCAGUGUCGUCAAUUAUAUAACAUCAGAUGAAAUAUAUCGGACAAGUCACCACUUGGGAAGCUUAGAUUUUACCGAUGCUGACGCUUGGGACUUGGAGACAGAGACGCUGAUCAUAUCAAGGGUUACGCACCUGAUGCAACCGACAGUCAGCCCAUGGGACAGAGAUUGCAGACUCAUCAGGAUUGCUUUCACACCUCGUGGUCAACCCUGA
Molecule: messenger RNA, 774 nt
Organism: Blumeria graminis f. sp. triticale
Lineage: Eukaryota; Fungi; Ascomycota; Leotiomycetes; Helotiales; Erysiphaceae
Source: the annotation of a GenBank genome assembly